This is a messenger RNA of Rhododendron vialii, 1387 nucleotides long. RefSeq names its product methyl-CpG-binding domain-containing protein 11-like. The coding region runs from base 288 to 1091 and encodes 267 amino acids. The transcript is spliced from 3 exons. The record is from RefSeq and is a predicted model, not a curated record. Gene Ontology annotation, molecular function: DNA binding. NCBI's taxonomy places the organism in Eukaryota, Viridiplantae, Streptophyta, Magnoliopsida, Ericales, Ericaceae.
UUUGAGGUCGUGAUUUUGUGGGGUUUGAAUUUGGUAGGCAGCAAAAUGGAGAGCCCAGUCGAGAAGGAGACUCAGAGCGGUGCUGGGGAUGAGGUUUUCUCCUUGGAACUUCCUGCUCCUUCUGGUUGGAAGAAAAAGUGACCCAUAUCUGUUGGGCAUCCGAAGCAGCCUGUUCAAGUCUUAACUCUCGUGUCUCUGUGACCUUUGUCUUUUGCGACUUACGAAGAAGUUGGUGGAGGCUGAAACUUCACAAGAGAAAACAGUGACAAAGACAUAAAAUUCAGUUCAUGCCCAAGAAAGCAGGCACCCCUAAGAAAAAUGAGAUCAUUUUUACUGCUCCAACUGGAGAGGAGAUCACUAACCGGCGACAGCUGGAACAAUACCUGAAAUCGCACCCUAGUGAGCCAGCAAUAGCUGAGUUUGACUGGGGAUCUGGUGAAACUCCAAGGAGAUCGGCUCGGAUAAGUGAGAAAGUCAAGGUCACUUCCCCGCCAGAAAGUGAGCAGCAUCCAAAGAAGCGUAGGACUUCAGUUACAAAGAAGGAGAAAAAGGAGGGGGCUGAAGAAAUUGUGGUGGUUAAAGAAAAAGAGGCAACUGAGAAGGAUAGUGCAGCUGAAGAAACAGGUAAGGAUAUCGGAAAAGAAAACCAAGAACAGAAAAAAGCAGAAACACAGGCCACAGAUGGGAAAGUAGGAGAAAAAGGAGAGAUUGAGAUGGCUGAUGCUGAAGAGUGCAAGGAGGAGGGAGAAGCAGAAACAGAAAAGUCCAAAGAAAAAGUAGCUACUGAUACUGAAGUAAUGCAAAAUGACAAAGGGAAAGCGGAGGACACCGAAGUUCAAGGAAAAGAGGAGCAAACAGCUAUGGAGCAGGACAAGCUGGAUACAGUCACGGCUGAGGAAAAGAAGUAUGCAGUGGAAGGUGACGAGAAAGGGAACGAGAAAAGUAGUGUUGGAACUGAGGGUGAAACUAAUGGGAAAGAAGCAAUGGGCGUGAAAAAUGAGGAACAAAGUAAGGUAAUUGACGGUGAGACAAAAAAGGUAGAGGGAGAAGUGACCGAGAACGGCGGCAGCGCUUGUGACUCCAAGCCAUGAGUUGAUUUGGUGCUGCUUCUCUCACAUUCCCAACUUCCGCGGGUCUUGUCCAUUGAAUAACUGUAGUAUUGUAGUUUACGACUGAAUUCUGAUUGUUCGUGUAGACAUGGUGUUUGUAAAAUUGUACACUAGAAUGCCUUCGAUGUAACGUGGUGUUGUAGAUUAGGUCUUUGAUGCCGCUGCUGCUGUCUUUGGGGACAUUGAAGGCACUUGUAGCUACUAGCUUGCAGAGCACUAUGUAAAAUUGUAGUGUUUAAAACUGGUAUUGUAAUAAAGUGCUUAUGUGAUUCGGUGAA